Messenger RNA from Peronospora farinosa, 1188 nucleotides. The record is from the annotation of a GenBank genome assembly. Lineage: Eukaryota; Oomycota; Peronosporomycetes; Peronosporales; Peronosporaceae.
AUGAUUGGCACUCGAAUGAUUUUACUGCGAGCUGCUAUCGUUGCAAUGACUUUGCACUCUUUCCCGGUUGUCGGGGUUCGCACGCAGGUUCACUAUAAGUGGCAGAGCAACUGCGACUACGUUGGUGGCGAUUUAAAGGCGGUAGGAGGCAUUUCCAGCACAUGCGGCCAUCUGUGCGUCAUUGAAGAAAAAUGCACUCACUGGUCGUGGACAGACGUGAACGGCGGGACCUGCUGGCUCAAGCAGAGCAAAGCGGCCUCUAUCUCCAAGAGCGCUGGUCAAGGCUUUUGCGGAUACAUUACUGACCGUGUCACCACCUCCGAUUCGACCCAGAACCAUGCACAGAACAACCCUGCUCAAAUCGACUCAAGCCCCAUUCAAUACCCUACUAUCAUUGAUCAAAACCCCGUUCCAAAGACUGAUCUUCCCAUGAGCUGGACAUUCUCGAACGAAAAGACUAUAGAGACGCCUGCCCCCGCUCAAAUCGAGCUAAACCUCGCUCCGAUCGAGCUAAACCCUCUCCAUUACCCUACCAUCAUUGAGCAAAACCCUGUUCAAAAGGCUGAUCUUCCCUUGAGCUGGACAUUCUCGAACGAAAAGGCUACAGAGACGCCUGAGGUUAAACCUGCUCAGAUCCCCGUACAAGUCGAGCAAAGUCCCGUGCAAGACAUUCCUCCUCCCAUUGAGCAGAAUCCCGUGCAAGACACUCCUCCCGUUGAGCAAAAACCCGUGCAAAAGGCUGAUCCUCCUACAGUAUCGCCUGCUCCACCAUGCGACAACGGCCUGACAACUACCGACAAUGCGAAAAUGCUGUCCUCUCUCAACUCGUAUCGCGCUGAUAACGGGCUGGCUGCAUUAGCUAUCGAUAAUCGACUCGCGGCUGCUGCCUUGGUGCAUUCACAGUACCAGGCCAAGUACUGCGUCAUGCAACACGAGGGCACAGAUGGCUCUACCCCUGGGGACCGGAUGAAGAGUCAGAACUACGUUUGGUCGUAUUGUGCAGAGAACGUGGCUGCCGGUCAGGCGAAUGUGUCGGAAGUAAUGACGUCGUGGUGGAACUCGGAGCACCAUCGUGAGAACAUUCUCAGGGUCACCGUGACGCACGUUGGCUUUGCACUCGUUUCAAACGAAGCUUGUGAGUACAAACGCUUUUGGACGCAGGACUUUGGCGCCGAGCAAACUGCAUAA